UUUUUUAUUCAACAAUUAAAAUUUUUGAUUAAUUUACUUAAUAAUUUAACAAUUUUGAAAAAACAAAACACAAUUUAACAAUUAAAAAUUAAAAUCUCUCCUCCUUGCCCCUUAGAAAUCGUCCCCUUCUCAUUUCAUGAUCCCUACGCCAAUUUCAGCACCAAUGACAACUUCAGGUACAACUUCUUCAAAUCCUCCACCUUAUCCUCCGUCGCCUCCCUCCCCGAGAACCCCCAAAUCUACGACCUCUCCGAGAUCCACUCCGCCACCUCUAACUUCCUCUCACACCGCCGCCUCUCCUCCUCCUUCACCUCCUCCUCCUAGCGCUGCUUCCUUCGCUCCAAAGGUACUGUCAUCUUCUAGCACAAAUCCGGCUUCCCCAUCUCCCUCCCCGACCUCGAGCGCCACCUCUCCCUCAACUCCAAAUCCCACUACUCUAGCCGCAUUAAGCUCCUAGGCAGCAUUUACCUCAUCUACGAAUUUGUUGUCGGUGCUAACCUCUUCGACUGCCUCCGCAACCCGAAGAACCUGAGCUACACCAUCCUGUCAUCGUGGCUCUCCCAGAUGUAGGUGGCUACUGACCUCACCCACAGCCUCGAUUACUUCCACCAUCCACGAAGGGGGACGAUUUUUGGGGACAAUUGUUAUCCUCACGCAUGAUUCCUGGGGGUCGGUUGUUAAAUUCUAAAAUAAAAAAAUUAAUUUUUUACUCUAGUUAGAGAAGCAGUGAGCCUCGCUCCUACCAUGUCAUCAGUUAACACCCAAAUUAACAGAAAAUGUAACGGAAAUCUGACAAUGCAACGAAUUCAUGAGUUGAGGUUUGACAUUGAAUGUUUUAUACAUGAGGUAUGAGAUUGUGAUUCGACCUAUAAUUGAGGUAGUUUUGUAUAAUUUACCCUAAUUGUUAUUAUAAGAAGGGCGAUGGUGCUGCAUCAUUCACAUAUAUAUUAAUGUAUGAUGGGCGAUUAUUCCACUAAUCAUAUUAAUAACAAUGAUAAGGAAAAAGUAAAUAUUAACUUACUAUACUUCCCCUUCUUCCUCUUUUGUCAACAGUUUAGUACAUCUAAAUUUUCUUUUCUUUUUCCCUAAAUUAAUGGCACCAUGAUUUCCACCUUUUAAAUUUUGAAUAAAAGAAAUCUGGUGAGAUUUUUGUACAAGUCUUAAGCUACUGUCUUUUGUGUCGACCUGUGCCACCUAACUUUGAAUCACUUAUUUUCUUUUCACAUGCCAUUCGUUGCUAAUAAUAAUAGUUAUAUAAUCAAAUGUAUAUUUGCUUUAAGAAAAUUAGUCGUACAGAAGUAUGAAGAUAAAGUAAAAAGAUUUUCUUAUCUGUGAGAUUCUAGCCGACAGAGGUGGGAGGUAGUAGUGCUUUACCGGAUUUAUGGCGUUGUUUUUUUCACCUACAUGAGAGAUCUUCUUGUUGAUAAUGAGUUGUGAAAUUGAGGAUAUGUGUGCAAUGGAACAUAAAGUAAAUAAGACACAAUAUUUACGAGGUUCGGCAAAUGUACCUACGUCCUCGGGCUAGCAGUACUACUUUCUCUCAUUAUCUGAAAUAAUAGGAGUACAAUAAUAACUCUCACUAUUUGCUUUUCUCUUUCUAGCCCAUCUCAUUGGUAAUUUCUUCCACAUCUCUCUUCUUUCCUCUUCUCUUCUCUCUCUCUGAUAUUGAAUUAUGAGUUUACAAUCAACGGAUGAACCUCCUUUUAUAAUUUUUUUCAUUUGAGAGAAUAAUGUAGCAACACUAUUCACUUUAUUCAAUUUUUUUCAAAUAAUUAGCACAUAAAGUAAUCCAUCUCAUUUUUAUUCAAAUGAGUACUAAUUUUCCCCAACUUUGAAAGUACGGGUAGUGAGUCUUAAUUUGCACCCGUAAAUAUGGCUGUUUGGUUGCCCAGGCUUUCAAAUUUGCUCAUAUCAUUUGAAAUGAACUUACCAAGAAGACUAAGCCAACUGAACCACCUCAACAACUUCACAUCUUCUUCUCAAUCCUUCACUGAGUUUUACUCUUCUCUGAUUCAACAAUGCAUACACACAAGGUCCUUGAUGGACGUUGGAAUUGUUCAGACCCAUAUGAUCAAAUCCGGUUGCAUUCACCUCUCUGUAGGCAACAAGCUCGUCGAUGCGGGCUUGAAGUGUGGGAGCAUUAGCUAUGCACGCGAACUGUUUGAUGAAUUGCCCGAGAGGCACGUUGUCAUAUGGAACUCGAUGAUAUCUUCUUAUGUUGGCCGUAAAAAAAGUAAGGAAGCAAUUGGUUUGUAUGAGAAGAUGGUAUUGGAUGGAGUUUUCCCAGAUGAGUUCACGUUUUCAAGCGUUUUCAAGGCUUUUUGUAAUCUGGGACUUGUGAAUGAAGGGCGGAGGGCUCAUGGGUUGGCAGUGGUUUUAGGUCUGGAGGUGUCGAACGUGUUUGUUGCUAGUGCUCUUGUUGACAUGUACGUGAAGUUUGGGAGAAUGAAAGAUGGGCGGUUGGUGGCUAAUCGUGUUGUGGAUAAGGAUGUUGUUUUGUUUACAACGUUGAUUGCUGGUUACUCUCAGCAUGGUGAUGAUGGCGAAGCUCUAGAUGUUUUCAGGAACAUGAUCAAGGAAGGAAUUAAGGCUAAUGAAUAUACUUUUGCUAGCAUCUUGAUCUCUUGUGGGAAUUUAGAUGAUUUAUCUAAUGGUAAAGUGGUCCAUGGUCUUGCUAUCAAGUCGGGUUCUGAACUCGCUGUAGCUUCACAGACAUCACUUCUAACUAUGUAUGCUAGAUGUGGAUUGAUUGAUGAUUCUCUAAGGGUUUUUAAAGGGUUUCUGAAUCCAAACCAGGUAACUUGGACAUCUCUUAUUGUGGGUCUUGUAAGAAAUGGAAGAGAAGAGUUGGCUUUGACAAAGUUCAGAAAAAUGAUCCGCAGUUCAAUAGUUCCGAAUUCUUUCACAUUAUCUAGUGCUCUUCAAGCAUGCUCAAGCCUUGCUAUGAUCGUUGAAGGAAAACAAAUCCAUGCUAUGGUCACAAAGUUUGGAUUGGACAGAGACAUAUAUGCUGGUGCUGCUCUUAUUAACUUGUAUGGGAAAUGUGGAAGUACAGAAAUGGCAAGGUCUGUUUUUGAUGACUUAAUCGAAAUUGAUGUGGUAUCCAUGAACUCCAUGAUAUAUAGUUAUGCCCAGAAUGGAUUUGGACAUGAAGCACUUCUACUUUUCAAUGGAAUGAAAGACUUGGGACUUGAGCCAAAUGAAGUAACAAUUUUGAGUGUUCUCUUGGCAUGCAACAAUUCAGGGUUGGUUCAAGAAGGCUGCCAAAUCUUUGCUACUGUUACGAAUAAUCAUAAUAUUGAGUUGACAGUAGAUCACUAUGCUUGCAUGGUUGAUUUGCUGGGGCGUUCUGGGAGACUUCAAGAGGCCGAAGCACUAGUGAAACAAGUCAGGAAUCCAGAUGUGGUAUUAUGGAGAACACUGAUUAGUGCAUGUAAACUUCACGGAGAGAUCGAGAUGGCAGAAAGAGCUUCUAAUAAAAUGCUUGAACUUGCUCCAGGUGACGGGGGUUCUCAUAUCCUGUUGACAAAUGUUUAUGCUUCAACUGGUAAUUGGAGUCAAGUCAUUGGGAUGAAAAGCACAAUGAGGGAUAUGAAAUUCAAGAAGAAUCCUGCAAUGAGUUGGGUUGAUGUAGACAGGGAGGUUCAUACUUUCAUGGCUGGAGAUUUGUCGCAUCCAAGAUUGAGAGAGAUAAAUGAAAUGUUAGAAAAUUUGGCGGACGGGGUAAAAAUUUUGGGUUAUAUUCCUGAUACAAGAUUUGUGUUGCAAGAUUUGGAUGAGGAGCACAAGAAGAGGUCUUUGCACUCUCACAGUGAGAAGCUAGCUAUUUCCUUUGCUCUGUUGAUGAGUAGUAAUAAGGAUACUGUUAUCAGGAUAUAUAAGAACCUUAGAGUCUGUGGGGACUGUCAUUCCUGGAUAAAAUUUGUCACCAAAGUUGUUGGGAGAGAAAUAAUUGCUCGGGAUGCCAAGAGAUUCCAUCAUUUUAAGGAUGGAUUUUGUUCCUGUGGAGACUAUUGGUGAAUACAAAUUAUACAAUUCAGAUGUAUACAAGGCUCCAUUGUGUAGUUGUCGAUUUUACUGUUAGAUUGGCAAGGUUAUUGAUCUUGUCUUCUGAUUGAUUGGCUGUAACUAAUCACUUUGAGUUCCCUGUGUGGGAAGCUGCUCCCACAUGAUUGAUCUUCAUCCUAGAUAGGGCAUUAGUGCUUUCUCUCGUUCUUGAAUCGAUUGGAAUGAAUACAUAUUCUCAGUAUUUGAGUCAUUCAA
Molecule: messenger RNA, 4263 nt
Organism: Pyrus x bretschneideri (Chinese white pear)
Lineage: Eukaryota; Viridiplantae; Streptophyta; Magnoliopsida; Rosales; Rosaceae
Product: pentatricopeptide repeat-containing protein At5g65570
Exons: 1
Coding region: 1873-4020 (715 amino acids)
Biological process (GO): RNA modification
Molecular function (GO): zinc ion binding; protein binding; RNA binding
Source: RefSeq, a predicted model, not a curated record